Messenger RNA from Vanessa atalanta (red admiral), 2930 nucleotides. It is a transcript of the gene swm, whose product is annotated as RNA-binding protein 26. Gene Ontology annotation, cellular component: nucleus. Gene Ontology annotation, molecular function: metal ion binding; RNA binding. Gene Ontology annotation, biological process: mRNA processing. The record is from RefSeq and is a predicted model, not a curated record. Bases 175 to 2799 code for a protein of 874 amino acids. The transcript has 23 exons. NCBI's taxonomy places the organism in Eukaryota, Metazoa, Arthropoda, Insecta, Lepidoptera, Nymphalidae.
CUGUGGAAUAUAGACGACGAACAAAAAUAAAACUUUGGAAAGUUAUUCGCGAAAGAACUGAAAUAGUUGCGUGAAUUUAAGUAUACUUAAGGUGGUUAAUUUAAUUUUAAGUUUGUGUUGAGUGUUUUUACAUGGAUUUUAUGUGUUUAUGAGAUACUUUUUAUUAAAUAAAACAUGAUCAUAGAAAAUCCCGACGCUUUCAAGAGUUGGUUGACGUCCAUAUUGGAACCACUAUGUGAUGCAGAUCCACCGGCACUCGCCAAGUACGUUUAUGCGUUGGUGAAGAAAGACAAGCCACUCGAUGAGCUCCGGGACGGGAUGCUGGAUCAGCUCGAUGUGUUCCUACAGCAAGAGACAAAACCCUUUGUGGACAUGCUGUUCAAGACUCUCGAGAAUCAGGAGUACCUCAAACACGCUGACAAUGAUAGUGAGAAAAAAGAACCGUCACCACAGCCGGAGCCGGUGGUGCUCGAGAAAGAAAUCGAAGAGGAAAACCACGACGUGCCCGUUCCAGUCGCCGCAGCGCCGGCCGUGCGGGCGCGCGCCGACAGCGCGGGCGCGCACCGCACCGUGGUGCCGCGCGCGCGGGGCCCGCCGCACCACGAGCAGACGCUGGUCAAGGUGUUGCCAACUGAACUUCUAGAAGAACCAGUCGACCCGCCCAGGAGAAGAGACAGAAGAAAUGAUUCGUUGCGCGACAAGGAGGAGCGCCGCCGACGCCGCUCGCGCUCGUGGGAGCGGCGCGGGCGCGGCCGGCGCGCGCACGAGCACGAGCGCAGGUGCGCCAGGAGACCGAUAUCACGAUCACCGUCACCCCGCGGUCGGUAUCGGAACAGAAGCCCGCCGCCCGCCAACGCGGACCGGCACGGGAGCAGAUCGCGGUCAAGAUCUCCGACGUUAAGGGAACGUGAGCUGGACCGGGAGAGGGACAGAGUGCGCGUGGUGCGCGACAUGGAGCGAGACAGGAUGUCGCGGGACCGGGAGCACAGGGACCGGAUCUCGCGGUCUAGGGAUCGAGAUCGGUCGCGGGACCGCUCCAUGUCGCCCCCCGGCGCACGCAUGGACCACGCAGACGCCUACAGGCGCCGCUGUCGAGACUUUGACGUGAAGGGCUACUGCAUGCGCGGCGACCUGUGCGAGUGGGACCACGGCGCCGACCCCGUGGUGCUGGAGGACGCGGCGCUGUCGCGCGUGCUGGCGCUGCCGCCGCCGCUGCCCGUGCCCGUGCCCGGCCCGUGCGGCGAGUACAACCCCGCCGCGCCCGACAUCUGGGCCGCCGGCGUGGUGGGCUACGCGCCGCCCGCGCACCCGCCGCCGCGCCUCGCGCCGCGCGAGCUCGUGCCCAUCCCCAGGGUGCGCCACGACGCGCCUGCACCGCCGCCGCCCAGGCACGGCUCCGGGAAGAAGGGCUUCGAGUACAACAGGCUCGGUGCCCCAAGACCUCCUCUGCCCGCUAACGCGGCGAACUGCUCGCUCGAAGUGAAAAAGGUUCCCCCGGGCCUGAACGAGAUCAAACACUUGGACAGUCAUUUCAGCAAGUUUGGGAAAAUUGUUAAUAUACAGGUCUGUUACGAGGGAGAUCACGAAGCAGCUCUCAUCACAUUUUCAACUCCAACGGAAGCGAACGUUGCCUACAAGAGCACUGAAGCGGUGCUCAAUAAUAGAUUCAUUAAAGUCUUUUGGCACAACCCUGAGAACAAACAAGAGAAUACGGCGCCCGGCGGUCAAAAGGCGAACAAACAAGCGGAUCGACAGAAUCAUCUCAUGUCCCACAAUAAGGUGUUAAUUAACAGAGACAACAUCAAAGCGACCGCCGACGUCAAACAGGCUGAGAAGGCGAAGGAGACGGGCAACGGUACGACGGCGGUGGUCGGCAAGCCGCUGGGCAAGGCGGGCGCCGGCGGCCUGCAGAUGGUGGAGGCGCAUCGCCGCGGACACAAGCUGCUGCAGACGCAGCUGCAGCACCAGCAGCUGCUCAUACAGAGCCUGGAGUCCGGAAACGUAACGGAACAACACAAAGCUGUCCUGAUGAAGACGAUCAACACGAUGCAGGAGGGCAUCGAGAAGCUGCGGAAGGAGCUCGUCGCCAACCAGGGGAUAUUGAAGCAGAUGCAGGACGAGUCCGUGUCAAGAUCGAUGUCUCGGCUGCAACUCGAGCAGAUGAACGCAAAGAAACCGAAAACGUUACAGGAAGUACAAAAGGAUAUUUUGGAUGCUGAAUUAGAUAUUAUAACAAAACAACAGGAGGGUCAAGAUGUGUCGGAGUUAGCGAAGAAUAUAGCAGAGAUGAGACGUCAGAUGGCGCUGCAGUUCCCGACGUUUUCCGGAAGACUAAGAACGCACUCGAGAGGCGGGCGCUUCAACGCGGCGAUGCGCUACUCGCGCGGCGGCGCGGCGGCGAAGGCCUUCAGCGUCAACCAGUCGGUGGACCACCGGCCGCGCGCGCUGCUGGUGUCCGGCUUCGAGCCCGACGAGCUGGAGGCGCUGCAGGCGCACUUCGCGCAAUUCGGCGAGAUAACGGGCAAGGAGGUGAACCUGUCGGUGCCGGAGCUGGUGGUGCAGUACCGCGCCAGGGCGCACGCCGAGCAGGCGCUGCUGCGCGCGCGACACUACAACGACCGGACGCUCUCGAUCACGUGGGUGACCAACGGCAAGGCGCUGGGCGCCGCCGCCGCGCACAACGGGGACUCCGCCGCCGACCACAAGGAGGUGCAGAAUCAGAAGGAGCCAUCGUCGGACCCGCUGCUGCGCUUCGACGAGGACGAAGAGGACGAGGAGGACCGCUCGUGGAGGCGUUGACCUCCGACCGGCGCUGGCCUCGUCGCCGGCCUCUCGCCCCUCCGGAUCCCCCUCCUCGUACUGCUCGUAGCCUCGACGUUCGACGUAUUACUCUCGAUGUAACUCGGUGCCCUGAUCUUACAAAACGAAUG